AUCUUACAUUUCCAUUCUCAGACCAUUUUAUCACGACACAGAGCUUUGAUCGUAUACAAACAACACCACUUCAUUUCUCUGUUUUUGGGUUGGUGGCUCGAUUUUGCACUGUUAACUCUUUCACUUGGAUUGAGCGGAACUGUUUGGCUGGAAUUUUCUUUUCUUUUCUCGUUUAGUUUCCUUGGAAAAUUUAAUAGUUAGCGCCCUAGUAUCUUUCUGAGUUAUACCAAGGGCAACAACCUUACCGAACAUGAUGCCUGCAUAUAGAAACAUGGAUUCAUACCCAUAUCAGAGAAACCAAACACCAUUCCCUCAUUGUUAUCAUCCUGGCAUUGAGGCUAUUCCCCCUCAAAUAAAAGUGGAUUCAUCCAAAUCACCCUUUUCAUAUGAACAGUUUUGUCCCUUUCCUCACAGUUAUGGGCACCCUAUUCCAGUGAAUUUCUGCUGUGGCCACAACAAUUUUCCUGGUUAUUAUAGCUACAGGCCUUCUUAUCCACAUGCUCCUGCUCCAUCACCAUCACCGAUGUACUAUUCUGGUGGUUAUCCUUCAUACGGAGAACCAUUCUUUGUUCCUUAUUCCCCACAACCACAUUAUACUAUGGAGCUGCCUAAAUAUGAAUAUGAUAAGUGUAUGCCCAGAGACUAUCAUUGUUGUGGGUGUCUUAAUCAUCCAUGCCACCAGAAGGAAGGUAAAAGUGUAAAGAUUGAAGAGCAAGAACCUAAUGGUGGAAAGAAAAUGGAUGAUGCAUUGGCCCCAGUUCAGUUGAAGAACUAUCAUCCAUAUCCCUUUAUUUGGAUACCACCAGAGUACACAAGUACACCUCUUGAUAUGAAGGGUGUCCCUAACAUGGUUCAUGAUGGAGAUGGAAGAAGAAACAGCAACUGGGAGACUGACAGCAAUAGAAGGGAAUCUGAAGAUGGAAGAAUGAACCAGAAGCACCAGAGUGAAGACAAGAGAUUAGAAUUCCCAUUCCCUAUCAUCUGGAUGCCUUACCACAAUAAGCAGGAGGAAGGUGGAAGGACAAAUAAUCAGGAGAGAACUUCUGCACCAAAAUGCAUUGAGGAGGCACCUCAUACAUUCAAAUCUGUUCCUGUGAAUUCUUGUGCUGAUGAAGUUGUUACAAAUGGAACCAGAUCAAAUCAAGUUGAAUCCACAAAUACAAGUGGUUCGGAUGUUAUAGAGAAAGUGACUAAUAAAAGAAGCAUACCUGUGAAGCAGAUGGAAUUGCAUGAUCAAGGAAAAAAUGAUUCAGAGGGAAAUGACAAGAGGGAAAGGAGCAUUCCUGUAAAUCAAAUGGAAGAUAAUGUUACAAAGAAUGACUCCUACACCAGUGGCCAAAGCCAUUCCAUGUCCACAUCUCCAAGGAAAACAUCUAAGUUACCUCCUGUUUGUUUGAGAGUUAGUCCAUUACCAAGGAAGAAAAAUGGCAAUGGGAGUUCAAGGUCUCCAAGUCCACCUGCCUCAAAAAAACAUUCCCAAGCAACGGAUGGUGAAACAUCAAGGACUCCUUCAAGUGGCAUGAAUGAUAAGGCUCAGCCAGAUUUGAAUCUUCAGAGUGCUUUAAAUGCUGGUGAGAAAGUCAAACCAAAGGAGAGAACCAUUCAGGUGUCUGAAAAUAAGAGUAGUGAAAACAAGGGUGCUGACUGCAAGGAUGAAUGUCAAAGCCAGAUAAAUUUAAACAUGCCCAGUGGAGCUUCAAUAGGGACAAGGGAAAGCCAUACAAAUGGUGACCAAUGUAAGACUGAAGAUAAAAAGGCAGAGAAAGGGACAGAAAAUAUGACAGAAGAAGCUACUGAAGCAAGGGAAGUAAGGGAUAUAAGCAAACCAAAUGAUGAAGGUCCAAAAGAGGGAAGGGUUCUGUUGGAUGCAGAUGCUGCUGUUUUGAUACAAGCUGCUUUUAGAGGUUAUCAAGUGAGAAAAUGGGAACCAUUGAAGAAAUUGAAGCAGAUAGCUGAAGUUAGUAAGGAGGUGAAUGAUGUUAGAGAUCGUAUUCAAGCUUUUGAGGGCUCUUCUGAUCUUCAAAAUAAUGACAAGCAAAGAAUUGCAAUUGGGGAGACCAUAAUGAGACUCCUGCUUAAGUUGGAUACUAUACAGGGUUUGCAUUUAAGUUUGAGGGAGACCAGAAAAUCCCUGGCAAGAGAGCUUACAUCCUUGCAAGAAAGGCUUGAUUCUGUAAUGGCUAAGAAACCUCAGCAGCAAGAGCAACAAGAAGGAAAAGUAGCAGUACCAGGAGAGGAUUCAUCUGAAGGCAUCAGUGAUGGAGGUCAUGAUACGUUGGAAAAAUGUCAGGAUGGUGUUAACAGUGUUCAUGCUAAUGAUGGUGGAAGUGAAUCUCAGCCACCAGUUGAUCCCGCAUCAAAUGAGGGAACAGAUCCUAUUGUCCCACCAAAUGGCUUAGUUAAUGAAGAUAUCAGCCAAGUGGUUACAGUUGAUGCAUUGAAUGCUACAAGUGAUCUUUCCGAGACUGACAAAAUUGCUGAGGUGAACGACAUUCCUAUUGAAGUUGAAAAUUUGGAUAUGACUGCUUGGAAAGAAUUGCCAGUGGAAGCUAUAGAUGAAGAUAUCAUUGAUAUUAGUUCUGGGAAGGAUGAACAAAAUGAAAAAGGGAGGGUGGAGGCCCAAAUAACUGGAAGUACUACCAUGAUGAUGGAUAGAAGCCUCCCAGCCAUGGUGGAUGAUGCUGCACAUGAUGAGUUAGAUUCAAAGAUCCAUCCAAUGAAGGAGCUUCCAGGGGGAUUGCUUGGUCAGGAUAUGGCAACAUCAGAAUUUGAAACUAAUACUUCUAAAGGGGAAGUACAAGCUGAAGAUGUGGAAUGUUCUGCAGAACUGCCAGUGGGAUUGCUUGAUGAGGAUACAGCAGAAUCUGAAUUAGAGAAGCAUGAUGAAACUAAAACUUAUAAACCAACUGAAGAAGGGGAAUGUAAUGCAGAUGAAAAAACAAGCUCUUCCACAGAUGACACUGCAAAAGAAACUCAACGAGAACAGCCACUGCUAGAUGAGAAGGAAGAGGUGCAGUCUAGUGGGGAAUCAGAUGGCUGGGUUAAGAUUCAGUUCCAGAAAGAAGAUGAACUUAAAGGGGAUGCACCAUUGGAUAUAGAGGUUGGGUGUAAGUCAGAAGAGGAAAUGAGAAAUGAUACUAAGUUGCCAUCUUUGACAACACAAGUCAAUGGUCAUGAACUAGGGAAUGGAGAUGUAAGCUUGGAAGCAAAUGAUGUAAAUAACAUCCUGCCAGAACCAAUGGAGUUUGUGCCUAUUAAUGACUCACAGAAGGAACAGGAACCAGAAGAAAAGUUUGCACAGUGGGAGACACAAGUUGAUGGUGAAGACAUGGUUACUGAACGGGCAAUCAGUGCUGAUAAUAAAGAUUCACAAACUUUGACUCGGGAGAAAACUGAAGUAUUUGCAGCACCACCUGCAUUAAAAGAGCUUCAGCUACCUGAUGCUGAGCAUGAUGGAGGGUUAAAUGUGGAUACAAAAUUAUUGGAAGAGAAUGUGAAGUUAAGGAAGAUGAUGGAGAAGUUGUUGGAAGCUGGGAAUGAACAGUUAAGUGUAAUAUCAGAGUUAACUGGAAGAGUGAAGGAAUUGGAGAAGAAAUUAGGCAGGAGCAAGAAUAGGAGAGUGAGGACAAAGCGCUAUAGACCAGCAACUUCCAAGAUGUCUUGCAUGAAAUCCUCCAAUUAGGCCAUUACAAGUGAGAGCCAUUGGUGUUGCAAUGUAAUUGAGGGUAUAUGUUGUAAUAGUAAAGUGUGGUAUGAGUCCUUUUGUACUAAUAAUGUAUAAUUUUACUGUUGUAAUGUAAAUGCGAAGUUGUUUCUCCGAUUUA
This is a messenger RNA of Gastrolobium bilobum, 3824 nucleotides long. RefSeq names its product BAG family molecular chaperone regulator 6. Gene Ontology annotation, biological process: protein folding. Lineage: Eukaryota; Viridiplantae; Streptophyta; Magnoliopsida; Fabales; Fabaceae. Gene Ontology annotation, cellular component: plasmodesma. Bases 251 to 3682 code for a protein of 1143 amino acids. Gene Ontology annotation, molecular function: protein-folding chaperone binding. The record is from RefSeq and is a predicted model, not a curated record. The transcript has 3 exons.